AUGAGCAACGAGGUGCUGAUUGUGUCGGCGGUGCGCACGCCGGUGGGCGCAUUCCAGGGUGUGCUCAAGAGCCAGGGUGCGGUGGAUCUCGGCGUGGUCGCGGCCAAGGCCGCGAUUGAGCGCGCGGGGAUCCAGCCGAGCGACGUGGAAGAGGCCUACUUUGGCUGCGUCCUCCAGGGAAACCUGGGGCAGGCGCCCGCGCGCCAGGUCGUGCUCCGCGCGGGGUGCCCGGACACGACUGAGGCCACGACCGUGAACAAGGUGUGCGCGAGCGGCAUGAAGGCCGCGGCGCUCGCGACGCAGUCCAUCCAGCUGGGCCUGCGCGACGUGAUGCUCGUCGGCGGCAUGGAAAGCAUGAGCCAGUCGCCGUUCUACCUGCCGCGCGGCGGGCUGGCGUUUGGCGACGCAACGGCCUCGGACGCGAUCCUCAAGGACGGCCUCACCGACGCGCUCGACCACCAGCACAUGGGUCUCUGUGCGGAAAACACGGCCAAGGAGCACGGCAUCACGCGCGAGGCGCAGGAUGCGUACGCCUUGCAGUCGUACGACCGCGCGUCGGCCGCCUGGAGCGCCGGCGCGUUCGCCGACGAAAUUGCCCCGGUCACGAUCCGCGACCGCAAGGGCGAGACGGUCGUGAAGGAGGACGAGGAGUACAAAAAGCUCAACAAGGACAAGCUCACGACGCUGCGCCCUGCUUUCCUCAAGGACGGCACGGUGACGGCGGCCAACGCCAGCUCGCUCAACGACGGCGCAAGUGCACUGAUCCUCGCGAGCCACAAGGCAGUCGCACAGCACAACCUGCGGGCGAUCGCCAAGGUGAUUGCGACGGCGGACGCGGCGCGUGCGCCGGUCGACUUUGGCAUCGCGCCAGCCAAGGCGAUUCCCAUCGCCCUCGAGCGUGCAGGACUCUCCAUCGACCAGAUCGCGCUGUUUGAGAUCAACGAGGCAUUCUCGGUAGUGGCCCUCGCCAACGCCCAGAUCCUCGGGCUGGACGUGGCCAAGGUCAACACGCUCGGUGGCGGCGUCUCGCUCGGCCACCCGAUCGGAUCGUCGGGCUCGCGGAUUAUGGUCACCCUCGCACACGCCCUCAAGCCGGGAGAGUUUGGCGUGGCUAGCGUCUGCAACGGCGGCGGCGGCGCCUCGGCAGUGGUCCUGCAGCGUUUGUAG
This is a messenger RNA of Malassezia japonica, 1167 nucleotides long. RefSeq names its product acetyl-CoA C-acetyltransferase. Gene Ontology annotation, cellular component: mitochondrion. The transcript has 3 exons. The coding region runs from base 1 to 1167 and encodes 388 amino acids. Lineage: Eukaryota; Fungi; Basidiomycota; Malasseziomycetes; Malasseziales; Malasseziaceae. Gene Ontology annotation, molecular function: acetyl-CoA C-acetyltransferase activity. The record is from RefSeq and is a predicted model, not a curated record. Gene Ontology annotation, biological process: fatty acid beta-oxidation.